CAAAAAUCGACAGGCACGAAAGCUUGAACUUGUCUUGGCGGGAACAAGAUAACAUCAUCGCCAAUGAAGAACUUGAGUCACCUUUGACAUACCAAGAUAACCUAGAUCGAAACAUCCAAUUUCCAUAUGACAAAGAAAAGAUCACGCGUGGUUGUUUGCUUCUGGCGCAGUCUGCUUUUUUGCCGGUCAGUUUCGAAGAUUGAAUCCUAAGAUUUUCCUGCUGUCGGUUAAGGAGCUUUUGAAAAUAUAGAGAGCCACGAGCGACAUGAUCGAUCUGGGACUUGCCCGCGUCGGCCGUCUCGUCCAGCACACGCCGCAGACAUGGAAAGCCAUACAUGUGGCUGGCACAAACGGCAAAGGCUCAAUAUGUGCCUACCUCUCGGCAAUGCUCUCCGCCAGCGGCCUUUCACAUGCCCGGUUCACGUCGCCCCAUCUCAUUGAUCGUUGGGACUGCAUCGCCAUCAACGGCAGACCCGUGCCGGAAGCCGUGUUUCGGGACGCCGAGGAGGUGGUCAAGCAGAGGGACAGGGACGGUCGGAUUGGCGCGACGGAAUUCGAGCUGCUGACGGCGACGGCAUUUGAAAUCUUCCAUCGGCAGAAAGUCGAGUAUGGGGUGGUCGAAGUUGGCUUAGGCGGCAAGCUCGACGCCACAAAUGUGCUGAAGCAAAAGGCGGUCACCGUCAUCGCCAAAAUUGGGCUUGACCACCAAUCCUUCCUCGGCAGCACAAUCGAGGAAAUCGCCCUUCAAAAGGCCGGCAUCAUGCGUCCCGGCGUUCCCUGUGUGGUAGAUGCCAGCAACCAGCCAUCCGUCCUGAGUGUGAUGGAAAAGCAUGCUCGGGCGGUUGGGGCAGAUCUUCAUUACGCCUCGACCGCCGGUGUUACCGAUGCCGUGGCCGGCGAGAAGUUUGAGCCCCACCAGAUACAGAACCUGGCGUGUGCACAUACGGCUUUUUGCCUGGCGCGCCCCGGGCAUGAGCAGCCCCUCGCUGAUUUCCUGCCGGCGAUCCGACAUGCGCAGUGGCCGGGCCGGCUGCAGAAAGUUGACAUCUCCAAGAUCACGGGCCGGCAGCAGGAGGUGCUUCUCGACGGAGCCCACAACCCUCAAUCGGCCGAAGUCUUGGCCCAGUACGUGGAAAAGCACCUGCGUUCCCGAGACAAGCCCAUUACCUGGGUUCUGGCCGCUACGCAGGGGAAGGACAUGAAUGGCAUCUUCUCUCUGCUUCUCAAACCCGGCGACCAAGUCACGGCUGUCCGUUUCGGACCCGUCGACGGAAUGCCGUGGAUCAAGCCUGCGGACCCCGCUGAGUUGCUCGGAUUAGCUGUUCGACAUGGCGCACAGGAAGCGACCAUCCACAAUGCUGGUGAUGAUGUUAAGGGGGCAAUGAUAUGGGCGUCUCAGGUUGCCAAAGAUGGGCCUAUGGUUAUCUCCGGGAGUCUUUACCUAGUGUCAAGCGUCUUGAGGGCUUUGCGGGACUCGUGAAGCACCAAGAGAUGGAGUAGAGCUCUUGCUUGCGCCCUUCCCCUUGGGCAGGUGAAUGAAUGAGUGCUUGGAUACUAUCUGGG
This is a messenger RNA of Thermothelomyces thermophilus ATCC 42464, 1563 nucleotides long. RefSeq lists its product as uncharacterized. The record is from RefSeq and is a predicted model, not a curated record. The transcript has a single exon. The coding region runs from base 266 to 1480 and encodes 404 amino acids. NCBI's taxonomy places the organism in Eukaryota, Fungi, Ascomycota, Sordariomycetes, Sordariales, Chaetomiaceae. Gene Ontology annotation, molecular function: ATP binding; dihydrofolate synthase activity; tetrahydrofolylpolyglutamate synthase activity. Gene Ontology annotation, biological process: folic acid-containing compound biosynthetic process. Gene Ontology annotation, cellular component: cytosol; cytoplasm; mitochondrion.